Molecule: messenger RNA, 855 nt
Organism: Hemiscyllium ocellatum (epaulette shark)
Lineage: Eukaryota; Metazoa; Chordata; Chondrichthyes; Orectolobiformes; Hemiscylliidae
Product: amine sulfotransferase-like
Exons: 6
Coding region: 1-855 (284 amino acids)
Biological process (GO): sulfation
Cellular component (GO): cytoplasm
Molecular function (GO): sulfotransferase activity
Source: RefSeq, a predicted model, not a curated record
AUGGAAAACAGUGAAGAACCGAUGACGUACUUUCGACAUAAUGGCAUCAUAUUCUGUUCGCAGCUACACUCAGUUGAGCGACUUGAAUCGCUGAAAGAUGCCAACAUAGAUCCACAUAUUCCAGUCCUUCUCACUUACCCCAAAUCUGGAACAACUUGGAUGCAGCAGAUUAUGAGUCUGAUCUUAUGCAAUGACGAUGAUUCUACAAAAGCGAUAAACCUCUACGAGAGAGCCCCAUGGAUGGAGAGUGUUCGAUACAACUUUGAAAACAUGGACCAUCAGCUAUUGACAUCACACUUAAACUACCAAAUGGUGCCAAACUGUGUGAAAAACAAAAUGUUAAAGAUCAUUUAUGUUGCCAGAAAUCCCAAGGAUGUGAUUGUGUCUUCAUAUCACUUUCACAAAUGUAGUCAUUUCUUGGAGGAACCAAAGAAUUUUCAGGAUUUCUUAGAGAAGUUUGUUGAAGGGAAUGUGUUUUUUGGAUCUUGGUUUGAACAUAUCAGAGAGUGGUACAGUCAUAAAGAUGAACUCAACAUCUUGUUUAUGGCAUAUGAGGACAUGAAAAAUGAUCUCCGGAGUGUGGUCCAAAAAGUUGCAUCUUUUCUGAAUAAAAAAUUGGAUGAAAAAACCUUGGAGUCAAUUUUGAAUCAAUGCACAUUUAAACAUAUGCAAGAAAACCCAAAAACAAACUACAAAAGUGUACCAGAGCUGUUCGACUUUGAGAGUGGCUCUUUUUAUCGAAAAGGAAUUACUGGAGACUGGAAGAAUCACUUUCUUGUGUCUCAGAAUGAGUGGUUUAAUUCCAUCUACCAGGAGAAAAUGGGAGACUUCCCUCUGAAGUUUGACAAUAUGUGA